CAGCUGCGGCUAGCAGCCAGCCCUGGGCACUCGGCUUCGGAGGGAGGCAAGUUCCAGGCGGAUCAGGGGCAGAUAGCACUCCCGACAGGCAUGAUGUGCACGCUGCAGGCGGACCAGCGCUGCUAACGGUCGCUUGCCUCCCUUUCCCUGGGCUCUCAUAAGGUUUUGGGGUCCCCUCCCUCAUUUCUAUUAUCUAUUUUCGACGGGCUGUGAUAAGAGAAUCCUGUGGAGGAAAGAUGCCGGGAAGCGACACUGGAAUAGCUGUGGACAGGACCUACUCGGACCCAGAGAGGCACCAAAGGACCAAGACCAGGGUGGAUAGGUCGGAUAUGAACACCCUCAGUUUGCCUCUAAACAUCAGAAGAGGAGGAUCUGAUACUAACCUUAACUUUGAUAUACCAGAUGGCAUUCUAGACUUUCACAAAGCAAAGCUUUCUGUUGACAGCUUGAGACAAAAGAUUCUCAAAGUUACUGAACAGAUAAAAAUUGAACAAACUGCCCGCGAUGGCAAUGUGGCAGAGUACUUAAAACUGGUGAACAGUGCUGAUAAGCAGCAGGCAGGGCGCAUCAAGCAGGUAUUUGAGAAGAAGAACCAGAAGUCUGCUCAUUCAAUAGCGCAACUCCAGAAGAAGCUAGAGCAGUACCAUAAAAAGUUAAGAGAUAUCGAGCAAACCGGAUCCACAAGUAAAAGUUCGAAAGAUGUUUCCAAAGAUGGCCUCAAAGAGCUGCAACACUCUUUAAAGGAUGUGAACAGUGGUUCUCGGACAGCAGCACAAGGGGAAUGCAGUAAAAUGGGUGUGCCUGGUGUAUCAUUGACGCCACCAAUGUUUGUUUUCAACAAGUCAAGGGAGUUUGCAAAUCUGAUUCGUAACAAGUUUGGAAGUGCAGAUAACAUUGCACAUCUUAAAAACAGCCUUGAUGACUUUCAUCCAGAGACCAGUCCCAGGAACUUGAGCGGCAGUGCCACAAUAGUGACAAAGCCCAAAUAUAUAAGUGAUGACGAGUGUUCCAGUGGAACAUCAGGCUCAGCCGAUAGCAACGGAAACCAAAACUUUGACGCUGGCAGGACAAACACUGACAGCCAUGGGAAUAUGUCCAUGUUCUUAGAGGAAUUAAGAGAAAUCCGUGAAGCUCAAACUCAACUUACAGAAGACAUUGAAUCUUUGAAAGUACAAUUCAAAAGAGAGUAUGGUUUUAUUUCACAAACAUUACGAGAAGAGAGAUACAGGUAUGAACGGCUUGAGGACCAGCUCAAUGAUCUCACUGACCUCCACCAACACGAGACAACCAACCUGAAACAGGAUCUGGCAAGCAUUGAAGAAAAGGUUGCCUACCAAGCCUAUGAAAGAUCCCGUGAUAUACAGGAAGCCUUGGAGUCCUGUCAAACUCGAGUCUCUAAACUGGAGCUUCACCAGCAAGAACAACUUGCAGUACAGUCUGAAACCGUGAAUGCCAAAGUACUCCUGGGGAAAUGCAUAAACAUAGUACUUGCCUUAAUUACUGUUGUCCUGGUUUGUGUUUCCACCAUUGCAAAGUUCACAGCACCGAUGAUGAAAAGCCGCUUUCAUAUAGCCUGCACAUUCUUUGCAGUGACUUUGCUAGCGAUACUCUGUAAGAACUGGGACCACAUAGCAUGUGCCAUUGAACGCAUUGUAAUGCCGAAAUAAGCUCUGCAACCUUUGGAUCCGUACGUUCGACAUGUCACAAACUGAAAAAGAAGCCUCAUAUUGACCAGAAUUUGUCAGGAAAUCUACUCCCCGCUCAGUUUCUUGGUAGACUGUUGGAGUUGGUCAUGUGUUCUGGCAUGCUCACCUUUUAUGUUGCCUUAAAGCCACAUAACUAGAUUUCUUAUUGUAAGGCAUGGAAUGUUACAGGAUUCUAUAAAAGGUGGGUUAUCUGUAAAUCAAGAAAUUGAUCUCUCACAACCAUUGUGGGAGUUGAUCCACGGGUGCUGUAGCUUCACCUGCCAUGGGUCUAGUCAACCAAAGCUUUAUUAUGUUCUAUUAAAUCUUACAAAGCUGACCCCUUUGUGCAAUCCA
Molecule: messenger RNA, 2039 nt
Organism: Spea bombifrons (plains spadefoot toad)
Lineage: Eukaryota; Metazoa; Chordata; Amphibia; Anura; Pelobatidae
Gene: TMCC3
Product: transmembrane and coiled-coil domain family 3
Exons: 4
Coding region: 237-1667 (476 amino acids)
Cellular component (GO): endomembrane system
Source: RefSeq, a predicted model, not a curated record